UUUCCCGGUAAGCCGCCCUCCACACGAUUCCCUUAACUUUUGCGUCUCGCAGUUUAAUUGACGCUCGAGACUCUCUGCCUGGAUACCCUCUUGUGACACUCUUCGUCGACAGAAGUGUAUAGCAGUGUCAGAUUGCCCUAGGCACCCGCAAGAUACACCUGCGUUGGUGCGUCUCUCACUUUACCCUUCGUCGUCUCUGACGUUUCUUGGUCCGCAUAUCUGACGCUGUUCAUCGCUGAAUCCUAGCCUGACCACUAUGGAUUUCCUGUCAACGCGUCUUUAAAACAGUGCACGGAAUGCCCCUUGGCAUCAUUGACUUUCGAUGUCGACUUUCCGCUGCCACGUACACAAGGCGGGGAGACUGUGGAGCAGCGACAGAGUUGAGAAAAGCGAUGGAGGAACGUACAAAGUACCCGGGAAGCACGUAUGUAGCACUGGCUGUUUUGCAGAAUCAGAAUGCAGCGUUGUGGUAGUUUCUGUAGUGCCCGUAGCUCCCAGUGAAAGGGAAUAACCGCUUUGCCAGGCAUGUGACGAAGUUUUGGCGAAAAAUACUAUUUUUCAACUAAAGCUCGUCUUUUUCUACCCGGCCUAUCCCCCUGGGCACGGGUUUCUUUUCUGUACACACCACUUCGGGAUGAAACGCGUGUUUCGAGUUUUGUGCUGAGACGUCUUCCCGCAGGAGUGUUGUCUGAAGCAGCUCCCUCUUUUCUGUUCCGUAUGCCAUCCUGUCUCGCAGACCGUCCACAUAAAUACAUUCUAUCUGGAUGCGUUCAGCUCUGCCCCCUUCACUUUUUUUUCGUUUUGCUUCCGGAGCCCCUUAUAAUCAUCAGUGUCUUGCGGCUAAUGGUGUUGUCCAGUUCGUUCACGCCAUCGAGAUUUCUGUUUGCCCGUUUCUCUCGUUCUUCCUACGUGUUGAUGUGCGCGAGGAGUGCCGAGGAAUCUCACGUAUAUGCAUGGUUGAGAAGACGUGAGAAACUCGGGGUGCGCUGACAGAAGACACACGGUGCCUGCGGUGUAAGGAGAACAAGUGUGAACUCGCUGUGGACGCGUAGAGGGUGAAGAUGCAGAGGAUAGAUGAAGAAAGAGAUCUGUCUCCCUCCAGUUUCCACUUUGUGACGGAUGACGAAGAGUCGUCUCCUUCAGAGCCUCCGGGGACAAGAGAUUCAACCAAGGGAAAAGGGAGCACGCCAGAGUCUGAGGUGCCUGGAUCCUGGCGCAAAUCAAUGCGUGUCAGUUUCCAGCUUGCUCGAGUGAUGGUAAAAGUUGGUAAAGAGUACACAGAGCCGCAGCUCUGCUGGAUUGCAGAGUCCAUGUAUAGCUACAAGGCGACCCGCGACAGCAAGACUUCCAUCGUCACUCGAGAGUACUUCGGGACCCUCCCCUUCGAUGUCGAGCUUCAGCCGCCCUCCGACGGCGGCAUCUACAAUGACGAAGAAAAAACCAUCGUCUUCGAGGAUGUGCAGAAGCAACAGCGCACGGUCAGAUGCAUCUUCCCACUACGAAUGUGGAAACACAAGGUUUUCCUUGCCGCAGAAAAACUCGACAGACUUCCCUACGAAACCAUCAGCGUGCACAGCCAGUUUCUGAAGAGAGAGAAGUAGGGAAGACGCAAGCAACUCGCGUCUGCUGCGGCCCAAAAUCGUAACACACAGCUUCCCCGGCUACGCGCUCCCCCCUGUCGAAGGCGUCGACCCCCCGCUGGGCCGGAGAAGUUACAGGCGAAAAUGCGGAACGGCACUUGUGCGUCAGCGAAGCACGAGACCAAAACCUGGAAAACGCGUGUGUUUUGAAGUGUUGUAAGCAUCCUAUGUCGAUUUCAAACAAAAGUCGAUUCUUCUCUCCUGUAUGCUGCCAAGUCUGAUGGGGGGGACGCGCGUUCGGGAGUAACAGAAACGUGGUCUCUGUGGUCGAAACGAAAUUACACUCCAUGAUAAACUGUCUCAUCGCUGACGCGUUGCCCGUUUAACGACAAAAGGGCUGCUGCUGUGCCUGCUCAUAUGGUUCUUGCUGCGACAUCUACGCAUAUUUACACUUUCUCUUCCGUUUUUUACAAGAAUGUGUCGCAUCCACUGCAUGCAGGACAGAAGCCGCAGUGUUUCACUUGGUCUCCCGAACUCUACGCUUUCGUGUCUACAGAGUGAACGGGCGCAGUCAAGAGACUGGAAACAACGCCCUCUGCAGCUGAAGUCAGUGUUCCUGUCUUAAGAAAAAAUGACGAUUG
Messenger RNA from Toxoplasma gondii ME49, 2221 nucleotides. RefSeq lists its product as hypothetical. The transcript has 2 exons. The coding region runs from base 1062 to 1601 and encodes 179 amino acids. Lineage: Eukaryota; Apicomplexa; Conoidasida; Eucoccidiorida; Sarcocystidae. The record is from RefSeq and is a predicted model, not a curated record.